CUCCAACAGACAGUAAACCAAAACAAGCAGAAGAAGAAGAAGAUAGCUUGUGGCUAGCUGUAGCUGAGAGCCUCAGAGUAACUUACUCUCCUAACAGACUCUCUUGAUGUCUGUGAGAAGAGCUCUGGUGGAUUGUGUUGUGUUGUCUGUGCAAGAUGCCUGUGUGUUUUAUCCGUGCUGUAAAGGCUGCUUCUCACGGAUCCAUGUUGAACAGCAGGACACGACGAGAUGCAGAUGCUCCAAGUGUGGUUACAGCUGUCUGAGGGACCAGGUUGAGUACAGAUAUCGUCUGUCACUGAGGGUGGCCCGGGACAGAUGCAUAUUUGGAGUAACAGUAUUUGGAGCCUGCUUGAACCCAUUCUUUGGCAUUCAUGCAAAUGGUUUACAGAGGUUGGUGGAGAACUUGGAUGGAGCAUCAAACAGAUCCACAUUGUUGGGGAAGGCUGUCGAGGACUGUUUCAUUGGCAGACAUUUCAUCUUUGGUAUAAAGGUAACCGAAACAGAAAGUGGGCCUUGGUUAGGAGGGCCUGUCGCGAAUGGCUCCAGCAGUAAAGAAGCAGUCCACUUUAUUGCCAGUCAGAUGAUUCUCCCCAAAGCUACGGGCCUGGGAGGCUGCACAGUGGUCAGUUAUUAUCGGAUCCUUCUUCAGAAAGCUGCAGAAUAUGAGCUGGGAUCCACUGAUUGCAGCAAAACCUUCAGACCCCCAGCAACAACCCUGCUGCUGAUUCCUCGCCACUUUCCAGCCAGCAGCUUCAAUAAUGCCACACUUUCUGUCUCAGGUCUUCUUUCCCAGUCACUGCAAAGUUCACAAGACAGCACCAUUACUCCCACCCCACCAUGGCAACAGUCACUAGGACUAGUUACAUCAUCAGCAGAACAGGAGGAAGGCCGAAGUACCCAGGACAGUGGAGAUGAGAACAGCAGACAGACAGACGACAACAAAACUCCACCACAUGCACAGAGAGGCUACCUGGAGAAGCAUAAAGUCACAGAGGAGAGAGCGCUGUCACCUCUUCUUUCCUUAGAGUGCAGUACUUCCAGUAGUCCAUCAUUUGCCAAAUACCCACGCUCAUCUAUUGGGAAAGCUCUUGGAAACAAGCCCACCUUAAACACUUGGUUCAGUCCCCCCCCAGCUGGCCACAACAGCUCCAAGGCAAAGGGGUUUUCUAACACAACAUUUUUGUCCAGCUCCUUGGCUUGGGAAGAUUUGCCUUUCUCUGAGAGUCUUACAGAGUUUUUGUGUGAGGAAAACAAUGAUUUUGAUGUUGUUGGUGAAACAGAGCCACUGCAAAAUCUGAAAGAAACAGCAAGAAACAACCUGGAAAUCAGUUCACAAGACAAGAACGUAUCACAUAAAUCAACUUCUGUUUGUCAAAGUAACAGGCAGAUAACAGACCGUCACUCACAGAUAUUACUGGAUAUCGCCAAUACACCUGGACCGAAUGGAGGUGACAGCCAGGUAUAUAAGAACCCUGUUGGAUGUGCAAACAAGAGUCAAACCAGAAACAUGUGUUCCCAUGAGUGUAAUCAGGAGGACGUGAAAGCCAGUUCUCUGUCUUUUGAAAAUGAAGAAGAAGAGCAGCUUGAAGGGGAUACCUACAAUUGUUCAGCCGACCUAUUCAGUAGCUCACUCAUAAUCGAUAUGAGCGCAAACAAGCUCAACACACAUGCAGAAACUGUCAAACUGACGACCAUGGGAGCUCAUUCACUGCUUUCCAAACCAGACAAACCGCACCGGAGGAGUGAAAUGAAUACACAUUCAACGCCACACAAACAGAAACUGAAAAGUAAAAGAUGCGUCAACAGAGACAGUUUAAUUCUAACAGGCACACAAGAUAUUGACUUCAUCCCUCCCUCUCAGUCCACCCCCAUUGUUAAAGUAGCUGUUGUGAAAGGCUCGCCUGCCUUCUCAUACAGAAACUUGACAUCAGCUGAAUUCAGUUCACAACCUGACGGUCAAGAUUCUUGUGCUUUUUACAGAAAUCUGCCUGAAUUGGACAGUAAAAAAACAGCCGAUAGUACCACCUCUUCUCUUUGUAAAUUAAACCGUGUCAGUGCUAACCAGCUGUCCCAGUGUGGCAGAGAGUCUGCAAAAGAAAACGUGGGGUGGAGUACGACAUCCAGGAGACAAAGCCAGAGAUUUACCCCAGAAAGGAGGUUCUGGAAACCAGAUGAGCAUAAAAAGUUGCUGGCUCAGCAGCACCUGAGUGUCCAGAGAGGGGCUCUAAACACAGGAUCGACCGGAAGAGUCAGUGAUUGUGAUGUGACUGUCUGUGAUUAUGAGGACAAUGAAGUAAUGGUUCCUCCGACUCCUGCUGCUGAAACACGACUGAGAGUGAAGCUCAGAAGAAGAAUGCUGACCGGAAACAGCAGCAGUACUUUGGGAUAUUCGCGGGAAGGGCAUCAGGCAGAUGGAGUUAAUUGUAAAAGACCUCUGUUGGAUCAAACUCUCACAUCAUCACAGAGAGGUCCGGCACGAACAGGAAAUUGUGACAGUGAGACGGUUGAUGAGGGGAGUCUGGAUGUAUCCCAUUGUAACCUCGUUGAUGACGAGAACGAGGCAUGUGAUUGGUCUAGAGAUCUAUUCUCUGACUCGAUCUGAGAGGCUCUGUUGCAGAUGGCCUUUACAAAUUGAUCCAAGAAUUCAAGUUUUCUUGUAUGUAUUUCAGCUGGUACUCCAUUCUGUGCUGAAGGAUCUAAGAAUAGAGCACAUAUGUUAAAUACUAAAAAUAGGAGAGAGGCUGUUGACAGGCAUUACAGGAGAAGCCUCUCUUGCCCUGCCUUUAGCUAUAUGCACUUUAUCUUUAAAAUGUAAUAGUUUGUGGGUUCAGGCACACCCAUUGCUAAAAAAAUGCAUCAAAUCAAGCAUACAGCCAUGCAAUUUCCAUUGACAAACAUUUGCUGUAGAAUGGGUGAUACUAAAGAUCUCAGCACCCAACUUCAUUGCCUGACCUUAAAUGAUCUUGUAGCUCAGUGGUUCCCAACCUUGUGGUCUCGACCCCCACUAGGGGUCGCCAAAGCUUCACAGGGGGUCGCGAAGCCUUCUUAAUUUCAAAGGGUGUAAGACAACUAUUAAAUUGUUAUCUUUAAAGUUUGGAUUAUUAUUUAAGGUAUAAACAGGGCCUACCCGUCUGUUAAGAUGAGGACACACUAAUCCGACAUCAGAGAACUAGCAGCGACGAAGGCCGCCUGUUGCGUCGCCUCACGUCGCUUUUCUUUUGGCUGACAAGUUGCACCCAAACACACGUCAAAGACAACAUCCGACGGCCCCUUAGCACAGACGUUCUGCGCCUGCGUGAGAUGAAAUAACUCUCCACACCCGCAGGUACGGUAGUCUGCAUUCGUCAUUCAAAAAGGGAAACCGGAAGAUCGAGGACUGCGGAUAUACAAGCCGUUAUUAUGAAACGUACACGAAAUAAAGCAGCGUAUGCUGACCUUUUUCACACCA
This is a messenger RNA of Sebastes umbrosus (honeycomb rockfish), 3448 nucleotides long. It is a transcript of the gene ddias, whose product is annotated as DNA damage-induced apoptosis suppressor. The record is from RefSeq and is a predicted model, not a curated record. NCBI's taxonomy places the organism in Eukaryota, Metazoa, Chordata, Actinopteri, Perciformes, Sebastidae. Gene Ontology annotation, cellular component: nucleus; cytoplasm. The transcript is spliced from 5 exons. The coding region runs from base 107 to 2602 and encodes 831 amino acids. Gene Ontology annotation, biological process: negative regulation of intrinsic apoptotic signaling pathway in response to DNA damage.